AAGAGACAAUAUAUAUAUAUAUAUAUUAAUAAAAAAAAAACAUAGGCUCAGUUUCUCUCUCUUUCUUCUCUCUAAGCGCGCAAAUCAUAGAUUUUGGUUUUGGCCAAAAGAAGUACGCCAAGUGAAAAAAUAAUGGCGCUUUGUUUCAGUUUCAGUUUGAAGAAGUCCCUCCCUCCAUUUCAUUGUGCUACAAAUCUACCACUUCUUCACUCUCUCCCUCCCUCAAAUCAAACCCAUUUCAUCUAUUGCUCUCUUUCCCUCUCUUUGUCCAAACCAACAGAGAGCGAAAAAGCUGAGCCAUUUUAGAUCUACCUAUCUGAUACCGCCAUGGCCGAGCAAGUCAAGUGUGUCCGCAUCACUCGCUUAGCUAAGAAGAGGUCUACGGCGGCGGCUUCAUUUCCCGAUGUCGACCCUUUUGUUAACAAGAAGCGAGUUGUAUUGAGUGAGCUCAGGAAUUUGUCAAACGCCAUUGCUCUGGUAAAGCCUAAACGCCUAGUGAAGACCAAGAAGGCCGUACAAACCACUGCGAAGACGUUCGGCAAGAAUGGAAAUGAUAAUGCAUUGGAGGACCCCCAAAUGUGUGGUCCUUAUGUAUCUGACAUAUAUGAGUAUCUUCAUAAAAUGGAGGUUGAGCCAAAGAGAAGGCCAUCGCCGGACUACCUUGAGAAAGUUCAGAAAGAUGUUGGUGCCAACAUGAGGGGCGUAUUGGUGGAUUGGCUGGUGGAGGUUGUGGAGGAGUACAAACUUGGUUCGGAAACUCUUUACUUAUCGAUUUCCUAUAUUGAUCGAUUCUUGUCCUUGAACGCCAUUGCCAGGCACAGGCUUCAGUUACUGGGCGUUUCUUCUUUGCUCAUUGCCUCAAAGUACGAAGAGAUCAACCCUCCAAAUGUGGAAGACUUUUGUUACAUCACAGAUAACACAUACACAAAAGAUGAGGUUGUGAAGAUGGAGGCUGAUAUACUAAAGACACUGAAGUUUGAAAUGGGAAAUCCUACAGUUCGAGCAUUUUUAAGAAGAUUCACUGAUAUAGCUCAAGAGAGAUGCAAACUAAUUACAAAUAAGACCAAAUCACAAACUAGCAUUAUGCAAUUGGAAUUCUUGGGAUACUAUCUUGCAGAGUUGAGUCUCUUGGAUUACAGCUGCCUUAAAUUCUUGCCUUCAAUGGUUGCUGCAUCUGUUGUCUUUCUGGCAAAUUUCAUUCUUCACCCAGAUAGUAAUCCUUGGUGUUCAACACUGCAGAAGUAUUCUGGAUAUAAAUCAGUUGAUUUGAAGGAAUGUGUACUUCUAAUCCACGAUCUCUACUUGGGUAGAAGAGGAGGAACUCUUCUUUCAAUAAGAGAUAAAUACAAGCAUCACAAGUUCAAAUGUGUGGCCGCUUUAUCUUCUCCUCCAGAGAUACCCGUUUCUUAUUUUGGAGAUGCAUGUUUAAGUUGUCAGUCACCACUGAUUUUGGAAUCAAUUCUCUUCAACGAAGUGUUAUGUUGAUGGUGUUCUUUAUUGAUGGCUUACCAAAGCUUUGGGGUCUUGAGAUUGGAAAUUGUGGAAUUAAGUGGAAAUUUCACCUUAUGGAGUUGUCAAACGUAGCCCGAGGAGGCCAUAAUUUCCCUCGGAGUGAGCUUUGAAAAGAUACAACCAUUAAAUGGAAAACUUUGGUUUGGCGAGGCUUAAUGAGAUGUGCGGCACCAGUUGACUAAAUCGAUCUGAUGGGUUGCACACUGCAUGAUUGUAUGGUUUUUCAUGAUUUAGUAAUACUUUCUUUUUUUUGAAAAAAAAUAGUCACUAAAAUAAUUGAGUAAGCACGUUCUUUUUUUUUUUUUUUGUGGGGUUGGGGGUGAGAUAACUCGGAUACUUGACUAUUUUAGGCUGCUUACUUUCCAUACUCUUGUAAUGGUUUGUAAAAAAUAUAUUACAAAAUUUAUUGAUUUUCAUUGUUACUUUA
Molecule: messenger RNA, 1939 nt
Organism: Humulus lupulus (European hop)
Lineage: Eukaryota; Viridiplantae; Streptophyta; Magnoliopsida; Rosales; Cannabaceae
Product: putative cyclin-A3-1
Exons: 7
Coding region: 328-1485 (385 amino acids)
Biological process (GO): mitotic cell cycle phase transition; regulation of cyclin-dependent protein serine/threonine kinase activity
Cellular component (GO): nucleus; cytoplasm; cyclin-dependent protein kinase holoenzyme complex
Molecular function (GO): cyclin-dependent protein serine/threonine kinase regulator activity
Source: RefSeq, a predicted model, not a curated record